CGGCGCUUACGUCACUUCCAGCAACAACAGCAAACGUCAAAACUCAGGAGCGAGAAGGGGGCGGUGGCAGCAACGGCAGUGCAGAGGCUCUCGUCUCCUCUCCCUGCCCGGUGCUGCCUGAGUUCGUUCCCAGCCGGCGAGGCUCACGCACCGACUUGGCUCGUCGCGGCGGCGGUUGGGAUCGGAGCUUGGAGAGGCUCGCAGAUGGGUCAGGGGCUGUGGAGAGUGGCUAGGAACCAGCAGCUGCAACACCAAGGAUACAGUGGGCAAGGCUAUCUCACCAGAGACCCUGGUAGAAGAUUAGCUACUAACAGCAUUUCAAACACAAACCAUCGUAAACAAGCCCAAGGAGGAAUUGACAUCUACCAUCUGUUGAAAACAAGAAAAUCUAAAGAACAAGAAGGAUUCAUUAACCUGGAAAUGCUGCCCCCUGAGCUUAGUUUUACCAUUUUGUCGUAUCUGAAUGCAACUGACCUCUGCCUGGCUUCUUGUGUCUGGCAGGAUCUUGCUAAUGAUGAGCUGCUCUGGCAAGGGUUGUGCAAAUCCACUUGGGGACACUGCUCUAUAUACAAUAAAAAUCCACCUCUAGGAUUUUCUUUUAGAAGAUUGUAUAUGCAGCUGGAUGAGGGCAGUCUCACCUUUAACGCCAACCCUGAUGAGGAGCAAGAUUCUCCAAAGGACACCGUCCAUGUCAUGAAAAUGGGUAACCAAGCUCCACAGCAACAGCUCCAGAACUAUCAGUGGCUCACGGGGUGGGGGAGAGCGCCUGCACACUUUGUGGGAGUUAACUACUUUAUGUCCAAGGGUAUACUGGAUGAUUCACCAAAGGAAAUAGCUAAGUUUAUCUUUUGUACAAGAACACUAAAUUGGAAGAAACUGAGGAUCUAUCUUGAUGAAAGGAGAGAUGUUUUGGAUGACCUUGUGACACUGCACAACUUCAGAAAUCAGUUCUUGCCAAAUGCACUGAGAGAGUUUUUCAAACACAUUCAUGCCCCUGAGGAGCGUGGGGAGUAUCUUGAGACUCUUAUAACAAAGUUCUCACACAGAUUCUGUGCUUGUAAUCCUGAUUUGAUGAGAGAACUUGGCCUUAGCCCUGAUGCAGUUUAUGUACUAUGCUACUCUUUGAUUCUGCUUUCCAUUGAUCUUACCAGCCCUCAUGUGAAGAACAAAAUGUCAAAGAGAGAAUUUAUCCGAAACACACGACGUGCUGCUCAGAACAUUAGUGAAGAUUUUGUAGGGCACCUUUAUGACAACAUCUACCUUAUUGGCCAUGUGGCUGCCUAAAAGCACAAUUUGCUAGGACUAAGAAUUUGUAGUUUACAAAAACUAAAGCUACCCAAGGAGUUAAUUAUUUUGUAGAUAUGGGGGUUAUAUUAGUGCUGGUCAUUCUAACCUCUGUAUACAAUCACAAUGUGUGUUGUAUGUACUAUCUUUUUUAGCAAUUUACCAUGGGAACCGAAGGAUUUUGCAAAAAAAAACUUAAUUUUGUUUGUUUUGCACAAAACCAUGCCAUUAAUCUGACACAGCCAUUUAUGAAUGUUAAACUGACAUUACAAUCUAAAGCUGACAAGAUGGUGGAUUUGUGCAUUAGAUUUGCUUGAAAACUUUAACCAGUUCCAUUCUUUUUUAAAAUACCAUGUAACGUGUACAUAUUUAACUAAAGAGAUUUAUAAUCAUAAUUAUUUUAUUGUAAAAUAUUUUAACUAAAGUUUUUUCUUUUUCUCUCUUAAAAA
Gopherus flavomarginatus (Mexican gopher tortoise) is the source of this 1733-nucleotide messenger RNA. It is a transcript of the gene FBXO8, whose product is annotated as F-box protein 8. The record is from RefSeq and is a predicted model, not a curated record. Gene Ontology annotation, molecular function: protein binding; guanyl-nucleotide exchange factor activity. Gene Ontology annotation, biological process: regulation of ARF protein signal transduction. The transcript is spliced from 7 exons. NCBI's taxonomy places the organism in Eukaryota, Metazoa, Chordata, Testudines, Testudinidae. The coding region runs from base 205 to 1284 and encodes 359 amino acids.